AUGUCAGUGGAAACACUAUUGAACAGCUUGCCGACUCCCAAAUUCAAUCGAGAUAACCUCGGGCCCAUCUCACUGAAAGUGAUGAAGUGGAGAUUUACAGACUUGGUGUUACUUGUUGUGCUCGUGGUGGCCUAUUUCUUCCUUUACAACCUUACGCCUUUCCACCGUCAGUUCUAUCUCGAUGAUCUCACCAUUCAGCACCCGUUUGCCGAACGGGAAACCGUCAACAACUGGCAGUUGUUUCUCUACGCAACGUGGAUCCCGCUCGUACUCAUCAUAGUGACGUCGCUCGUCUUGACCGCUCCAAAGUACAAGGCUUACAAUACGUAUGUGGCAUCGUUGGGGUUAUUGCUCAGCGUGCUCAUCACUUCCAACGUUACUGAUAUCUUGAAAAACUUGAUUGGGCGCCACCGGCCCGAUUUCCUAGCUCGUUGCGUGCCGGAUUCUUCCACCCCAAGGGACGUUUUGGUGGGCAUUGAAGUCUGCACCACUACAGAUAUGAGCAAGCUCCAAGAUGGCUUCAGAACUACUCCCUCGGGCCACUCGUCCAUCAGUUUUGCAGGGUUGGUGUACUUGGCAUUGUUUUUGAUGGGCCAAUUUGAAGCGAGCAACACCAACUUUGGAAGUUGGAGAGCGUUGGUUUUCGGCGGCUUUCCUUUGCUCGUUGCUGGUUACAUCGCGUUGAGCAGAACCGAGGACUACAGACACCAUUUCGUGGAUGUGUUCGUGGGCGGCGUAUUGGGAGCAUUUAUUGGCGCGUGGUCGUACUUGAGGUUGUUCCCCUGGAUCGCAGACAAGCGAAGCUACAGCAACUUGAUUGUGAUACAGGAAGAGGACGCUCGCGAACGUGCAAAUUCGAAUUUCGAAACUGGUGAAACGGUUUUGGAAGAUGUUUAA
This is a messenger RNA of Lodderomyces beijingensis, 897 nucleotides long. Lineage: Eukaryota; Fungi; Ascomycota; Pichiomycetes; Serinales; Debaryomycetaceae. The record is from the annotation of a GenBank genome assembly.